This is a messenger RNA of Apis dorsata (giant honeybee), 1549 nucleotides long. RefSeq names its product RNA-binding protein squid-like. Gene Ontology annotation, cellular component: nucleoplasm. Gene Ontology annotation, biological process: regulation of gene expression. The record is from RefSeq and is a predicted model, not a curated record. NCBI's taxonomy places the organism in Eukaryota, Metazoa, Arthropoda, Insecta, Hymenoptera, Apidae. The transcript has 2 exons. The coding region runs from base 432 to 1322 and encodes 296 amino acids. Gene Ontology annotation, molecular function: RNA binding.
UUAAAAGCAUUAUAAAAAUAAGUUAUAAAUUUAAAGAACAAAUAAUUAUAUCGACAUGUCAAUUUUCCACUUCCUUGAAAAACUGAUUAAAGUUAGUAAUGAAACGAUCACCGGAAAUAAACUGGAAUUUCCGGCAAUGUCUCUUGGAUCUACCAUUGUGAUUGGAGAGAUGAAUUGCGUCUCACUAGAAAGAACGAAUAGCGUCAUGUUAAUACAGGCUUAGAGGGAAUCGGAAACUGUUGCUGACUCUCUUUCUUUCGGUCGUAAGCCGGCACCGGUUCACCAUAAGAACCGACUGUGACGCGUGCCAACUGCUCCGAAAUUAUUCUGGUGCGCAGUACACCGUUGCAUUUACUGAUCUCAUCAGUUCGACCAGCCCACUUUAUAUUUUCUGACGUGAUUUUAACGCGGUAAGCUCUAAACGAUACACGAUGGCGGCAGUUGACUGUUACCAGAAUCAAGCUCAGACCGAGAGUACCGGCCAGACACAAACUCAACAACAGCAGUCUCAACAGCAAUCCCAACAACAACAACAAUCACAGUCACAACAGCAACAACCACAACAACAACAAGCUACCGCCGGAAUUCCAGGCAAAGAUGACGAACGCAAACUUUUUGUUGGUGGCCUAUCGCGUAAUACUACGGACAAAGAAUUACGAGAUCAUUUUAGUAAAUUUGGUGAGAUUGAAAGUAUCUCUGUUAAAAUUGAUCCUUAUACCGGUAUUUCACGAGGUUUUGCGUUUAUGGUAUUUACUAAUCCCAAAACGAUCGACAAACUUCUGGCUUCAGGGGAGCAUUACAUCAAUAAAAGAAAGGUGGAUCCCAAGCGGGUGAGUAAAAAGCCACAACAUGGUAAAAUUUUUGUGGGAGGCCUCACUCCUGAAAUUACCGAUGAAGAUAUCAAAACAUAUUUUGGACAAUAUGGUACAAUUGUUGAAUUGCAAGCACCAUUUGAUAAGGUAAAAAAUCAGAGAAAAGGAUUUUGUUUCAUAACAUUUGACUCGAAAGAAGUUGUCUACAAAUUAUUAAAAACACCUAAACAAACGAUAAAUGGAAAAGAAGUGGAUGUCAAAAAAGUAAAAGUAAAUCCAGACCCAAGGAAUCAAGGAUUUUGGGGUCCAGGCUAUGGUUACGGUUAUGGCGGAGGCUAUGGUUACAUUCCUGAAUAUUGUAAUGGCUAUCAAGGGGGAUAUGACGAUAUGUACGCAAAUUAUGAUUAUGCUGGUUAUGAUGGAUAUGACAACAUGGGAUAUGGGGUUCAAGGUAAGCCACGAGGAAAUGGUCAGGGACCACGUCAAUUUCAAAGACAUCAGCCGUAUUAAAAAUGGAUUUAUGAAUUCUUUAUACUCAAAAUUUGGUGAUAAAGCAAGAAUAUAAGUAAGGAGUAGAACAUCUUUGAAUGCAGGCUAAGACUGAGAUAGGGAAAUUUGGGAUAAAAGAGCUUAUAGAGCCAUUAAAAGACUCUUAUGAAAGCCCCAAACUCCCUAAUCUUUGUAUGUUGGGUCUGUAAAAUACUAGAUAACUCUAUGUACAUUUACUAAAAAAAAAA